Tarenaya hassleriana is the source of this 3423-nucleotide messenger RNA. RefSeq lists its product as uncharacterized. NCBI's taxonomy places the organism in Eukaryota, Viridiplantae, Streptophyta, Magnoliopsida, Brassicales, Cleomaceae. The record is from RefSeq and is a predicted model, not a curated record. The transcript is spliced from 2 exons. The coding region runs from base 349 to 3246 and encodes 965 amino acids.
UUUGAGUGGAAAGGCGGGAUGGCUUGCACCGCUUCGACGUGAGCGUCUUCGCCGGAGCAUUUUCUCUCCUCCGUCCGUUCAUCUCCGUCUCUCUCUCUCUCCUCCAAAAUCCAGGUGGGCUCCGUCUUCUCUCUCCGGUCCGUAUUUUGCCCAUUCUCCAUUCUCGAGACAGAUCCGAUUGCGGCUCUCCUGUUCUUCCUUGCUCUCGACGAUUUGCCUCCGUUUUCUGGGAACCAAACAGAAGUGAAACUGAAAGCCAACUUGUCUUCAUCUCUGGUUUGGAGGGAAUAUAUCGCUGAGUUUGGAAAUCUCUUGGGGGCUUGUGUCUUUUAUCGGUUCUGGGUGAUAAUGAUGAACAUCAACAGAGAUGAGGCUCUUAGGGCCAAAGAAAUAGCCGAGGGUUUGAUGAAAAAGGCAGACUUUACCGGCGCUCGGAGGCUUGUGGUGAGGGCUCAAAAGCUGGACAGCAACCUGGAGAAUAUCUCCCACAUGAUGAUGGUGUGUGAUGUGCAUUCUGCUGCAGCAGAGAAGGUGUUUGGUAACGAGAUGGAUUGGUACGGCAUACUUCAGGUUGAUCAAAAGGCGGACGAUGUUGCUAUCAAGAAACAGGUCAAGAAGCUCGCGUUUCUGCUUCACCCGGACAAAAAUAAACUCCCCGGCGCUGAAGCUGCCUUUAAAUUGAUCGCCGAAGCUCAGAGAAUACUUUUGGACAGAGAUAAAAGGUCACUCUAUGACAUGAAACGCAGAACCGGGAGCAGACCUGCAGGAGCACCGUCAUGUUAUGCACAGAAUGCUGUUCGGACAAGUCAGAACACUGGGAACAACUUCACAGGAUUCAGACCCGAGAACCAGAAACAGCAGCGAAAAACUCAAGCUCAACCAGCUGGUUUCUGUGGCGGUACAAGAUUUUGGACCUUGUGCCCGUUUUGCCAUAUGAGGUACGAAUACCCGAGGGUACAUGUCAACAAAGUUGUCACUUGUCAGAAAUGCAAAAGGCGUUUUACAACAUUUGAAGUCCCUUUUCAAAGUGCUCCAAGGGCCAUAAACUCGGUUCAAACAACUUUCUCCUUUCCCAAACCAAAACAUGUUCCAACUCGAGGGGCUUGCAAUGCAAGGCAGAACCAUCCGGAAGAUUCUGCCUCAUGUUUCUCUAGGAAGGAGAGUUUCCCUGUGUCAGGCUGUACUGCGAGAGGUUUGGGCGAAGCAACUUCUGGUAUUCCCCGACACCAAAAUGUCUCAAAUAAAAAUCCGUCAAAUGUAGAGCAGAAGCAUCCACAGACAUCCUCCUUGUAUCAUCCCGUAAAAGAUGGUACACCUGUUUCUGGUUGUAAUGCUAAGGUUGGCGCUGAAAACAUCGGUGGGAACAAAAAGAGAAAGAAAAUUGUUGAAUCCAGUGAAAGUUCUGAUAGUGAAAGUGUCGGCGAGUCUGAAGAAGUUAUGAUUGAAAAGAAAGGUGAUGUUAUGGCUGGACGAGGUUUGGGAUCUGUCGGGGGACAGAACCUUCGGAGGUCUCUGCGUAGAAAGCGGAACAUUUCCUAUAACGAGAAUUCGAGCGACAAUGAGCGCAGCUUUGUAAACAUCAAUCAAGGAGGGUCCAAGGAAAAGAGGGAAGCAGAAGCGGCUGAAGAGUCAAGAACCCGAAAGCAAUCGUGUAAGGACGGUUCGUGUAAUGGAACCUUGCCAAAUGGUAUAAACAAGAGCAAGAACUCUAAGGAAACAGAAAUCGACCAAGUGGGAGCCUCUAAGGAAAAUUCUGUUUUUCGUCGUGACUCUAAGAGUGAUUCAAGUUUAGAAGGACCAAGGAAUCUGGAAUGUGCUGAUCCAGAUUUCAACGCCUUUGGUGAGUUGAGGAAACAGAGCAAGUUUGUGUCUGGACAGAUCUGGGCUGUUUACGAUGCUCGUGAUGGAAUGCCUCGGUUCUACGCUUACAUCAGAAAGGUUUUUGCUUCCCGUUUCAAGCUUAGUAUAACGUGGCUAGAGGAAGAACCAGGUGAUGACAGUGGAAUUUCAUGGGUUAACGCAGAUCUGCCCGUUGCUGUUGGCAAGUUCGGGUUUGGAAUGACUGAAAACACGGUGAAUCAUGCCAUGUUCUCUCACGUGAUUUCCAAUGGAGAAAGAUACAAGAAGCCUCCUUUCAGGGUAUUGCCGAGAAAAGGCGAGACAUGGGCUCUCUUCAAGAACUGGGACAUCAACUGGUCUACUGACCCGGAUUCUCACCGCGAAUACGAGUAUGAAUUUGCUGAGAUCUUAUCAGACCAUUCUGACGUAGCUGGCGUAUCUGUUGCAUUCUUGCGUAAAGUGAAAGGCUUUACAAGUGUUUUCUGUCGGAUGCCGACAGUUGGAUCGGACACAAUUCAGAUUCCGGCUCAUGAACUGUAUCGGUGGUCGCACAGUGUCCCAUCAUUCCGAUUGACUGGGAAUGAAAGGGAAGACGUGCCGGAAGGUUCGUACGAGCUCGACCCGGCAGCUUUACCAGAAAAUACUGAAGAGAUAUCUGCUCCAGCGGUGGUGGAUUCAAGCCCGAUAUCGGAAACCCUAGAUGAUCAUCGCUCUCCGGCUUCAAACCCUGAUGGUAUCGUGAUUCCUAAACCCCGGUUCAAAGACUUUGAUGCUGAUAAAUCGGAGGAAAAGUUUCAAGUCGGCCAGAUAUGGGCAUUGUACGGGAAAGACGACGGCUUGCCCAAGCAGUACGCCAAGAUUCAGAGAGUGGAAAAGAAUCCGGCGCUUAAACUGCAGAUAACCUGGCUAGAGCCGAAACGGCUUCCAGCGAGCGUCGUCAAGUGGCGCGACGGAAACAUCCCCGUCUCGUGCGGAACUUUCGGCUUAACGAAAGGUCCGUCGCACACAGUGACCGAUGUGUCCGUGUUUUCGCAUCGGAUGGAAGCGGAAUCCUCGGGGAGAGGGAGCGAGUUCACCGUCCUGCCCGAGAAAGGGGAGGUGUGGGCGAUGUACAAGAACUGGAGCGACGGGAUAAAAGUGUCGGACUUGAAGAAGUGGGAAUACGACGUAGUGGAAGUGGUCGAAGUGGAGGAGGGCCGGGUGGAGGUGAUGGUGAUGGAGCGAGUAGGCAGGGCCGGUACGGUGUUCCAGAGAGGAGGAGGAGGGUGUGGGGUGAGAAGGACGUUCCCGAGAUCAGAGCUGAUGAGACUGUCGCAUAAAGUGCCGAAGUAUAGGUUAAGAGGGACUCUGAGAGGGUGCAUGGAGCUGGAUCCCAAGGCGCUGGCGAGAAACUUCUUCACUUCAUGACUCUCUUGAUGAUGAUGAUGAAUUUUGCACAAUCUAUGGUUUUUGUUUUUGGGGUUUAGAUUCAAGUAAUGAAAUUCACUGGGAUUUGUUUUGUGUUUUCUGUUUAGCCGAGUUAACAUUCCUACUUUUGUUGUUACUCUCCCCCUUUUGCACUUUCUAUAAAGGGCAUUUGGUCUA